GUGGAUAUGAGCCCCAAACCCGUAGAGGGAGAGAUGACCGUGGCCAAGUUUUUGAGCGAAACCAAGUCGAUUGAGAAUGGAAUCCAAAGACUGAUUGAUAUUGAAGCCAAGCUGAGAGGAUAUGCGAAUCAAGCACAAUAUUCACUAGACAAUGUUCCAACUGCGGAUGUGGAGCAAAUCACUUCUAAAAUGUCGGAUCUGAUUCAAUCUUUGAAGAAACGAAUUGAUGAUUUAAAGAAUCACAUUUCCUCGCAUAAGGACACUUUGAACCAAAGUGAUUUGAAAAUGGAGCAGAACGCUCUGGAUACAACUGUGCGCAAGUUGGCAAAUGCGGUUCAGAAAUACAACGAAACACAGGUGGAAUACGAUAAAAACGUCAAGUCCCACGUGAAACAAGUAUUGAAGGCCGUCGUGAACAAAACCGAUCAAGAGGUCGAUGAAUUAGUCGAGUCUGGAAACGGUAUCGAGGCCAUCCGCAGCGAUGAUGGGUAA
Blastocystis hominis is the source of this 492-nucleotide messenger RNA. RefSeq lists its product as hypothetical. The transcript has 6 exons. Gene Ontology annotation, cellular component: membrane. Gene Ontology annotation, biological process: vesicle-mediated transport. Lineage: Eukaryota; Bigyra; Opalinata; Blastocystidae. Bases 34 to 492 code for a protein of 152 amino acids. The record is from RefSeq and is a predicted model, not a curated record.